GGACGCCAGUGUAGACCGAAGCUGCGUUUCAUUCUACAUCUGCGUAAAAGCGACUUUUGGUUCUGAGGUUUGUUUGUGUUUAUAUGGUGAGCUGCAGUUAUGCCGCUGGUAAAGAGGAACAUUGAGCCGAGGCACAUGUGCAGAGGAGCUUUACCUGACACCAUCAGCAAUGAGCUGGAGUGUGUGGCCAACAACACACUCUCUGCCAUCAUACGACAACUUAGCAGCCUCAGUAAACAUGCAGAGGAUGUGUUUGGUGAGCUCUUCAAUGAGGCCAAUACCUUUUACUUGCGUGCUAACUCUCUACAGGACCGCAUUGACAGACUCGCAAUCAAGGUCGCUCAGUUGGACUCUAGUGUGGAGGAAGUGUCACUUCAGGACAUCAAUUUGCGUAAAGCCUUUAAGAGCUCUACUGUUCAGGACCAGCAGAUGGUGACAAAAAGCAGCAUUCCAAACCCCAUCGCAGAGACAUACAACACCAGCGACAAACCACCACCUCUCAACAUACUCUCUGCCUACAGGGAUGAUCAUGCUGAUGGAAUUAAGUUCUACACAGACCCCUCUUAUUUCUUUGACUUGUGGAAGGAGAAAAUGCUUCAAGACACAGAAGACAAGAGAAAACAGAAGAGAAGACAGAGGGAGCAGAAGCGCUGUGUUGAUGUAACGUUGCCGCGGGAGGUGAAGAAGGUUCGUAAGGCUCAUAACCGCAGGCAGGAGUGGAACAUGAUGGCGUUUGAUAAAGAGCUGCGGCCGGACCAUCGACAUCAUCAUACACUUCACAGGGGUGUCUCUUCAGAGGGUUCGUUGUCUCCAGAGGGCAGACCACACGGUCCAGACUUUCCUGUCCCAUCAUAUCAUGCUCCAGCACUGACGAGCCACAUACACACACAGUCACAUCCUUUCAUGCCUGUGGAGACAAUGUCCUCUAGUGCAAAUGGAGGGGUAGAGCACGAGUAUCACAGCAUCGGAGGGCCGAUAGGAAUGGGUGUGAAUGCUGCUGUGGGUAACAGAGUGGGCACGCUCAGUCGAACGCAGCCACCUCCUCCACAGUAUCUACCCACUGAAAGUGGAGUCAAUGGAAACAUCAGCCUGCCACCAACAGACUAUGGUAUGAUGGAGUAUUAUGCAAGUUCAGGGCCACCGCCUUCUUCAAUGGGUCCCCUCAUUCCAUCUGCACAAACAGCUUUUGCCUCACCUCCAGCGUGUCCGGCUCCUGCUCAUCCUGGAUUAAUCCCCUCAGCCUUACGCUAUCCUCUUCCACCUGUCCCACCUCCUGGACCUGCUCUAGCACCUCCUCCUGAGGGUCCAACUCCUCCUCCAGCUCCUCACGCUCCUCCUCAUCCAGCAGCUCUUGGAGAAGGAUGGACACAAAAUCUGCAGCAUUUCACAGACGCUCGCAGUGACCUGCUCUCAGCAAUACGCAUGGGUAUCCAGCUGAAGAAAGUCCAGGAGCAGCAGGAACAGCAGGCUAAAAGAGAGCCAAUGGGGAAUGAUGUGGCCACUAUACUUUCCCGCCGUAUUGCUGUGGAGUACAGCGACACAGAAGAUGACUCAGAACUCGAUGAGAAUGAGUGGUUUGACUGAUCACAGUCAAACACACACACACACACACGCAGACCAUUUUGUAUACUGUACCUGUGCAAAUGGUAUGAAAAUUACAUAUGGAGACAUUCCUCUUAAAUAUAAAAGCACAAACACUUUUACUCACAAUUACACAUACAGUGGGGUACAAAGGUCUGUGACGACUAGUUAAAAUGCUUUUUCCACUUGUGAAAUUUUGUAAAUUUUUACAUUGCAAAUGAUAUUUUCAGCAUGACAAUUUCAAUGAAAUGUUGAAUUGUCUUAGUAUUUGGUAUGUCCCACUUUAAUGGCUUUAAUGACAGCCUGCACUCAAGCUGGCAUGGACUUCACAAGCAGAACCUGAUGACAUAUUUUAUCCUAGCAUAAUCUGAGAAUGUUCCAAAGAACUUGUGUGCUUUAACGGAAGCAAGAAACAAUUGCAUUUUUUUUUUUUACAUGGAAAGGAAUUAACAUGGUCAAUGUCAUUUUGCUUACACUUGAUUAGUGACCUAAAUAGAAUCUUAAAUAUUUCUUAAGUUUACAUUUAACGUAUUUUUGUCCUUUAACUUAGUUGUUUUUCCAGGUAUAAUUGAAAAAAAAAGAAAAACAAAAACAAAUGGAACCAACUGUGUAUAGUUGAGGUUUAAAAACAACUUCUCGGGGGCCUGGGUAGUUCAGCGAGUAAAGACGCUGACUACCACCCCUGGUGUCAUGUGUUCGAAUCCAUGGCGUGCUGAGUGACUCCAGACAGGUCUCCUAAGCAACCAAAUUGGCCCGGUUGCUAGGGAGGUUAGAGUCACAUGGGUUAACCUCCUCGUGGUCACUAUAAUGUGGUUCUCGCUCUCGGUUGGGCGCGUGGUGUGUUGUGCGUGGAUGCCGUGGGGAAUAGUGUGAAGCCUCCACAUACGCUAUGUCUUUGCGGUAAUGCGCUCAACAAGCCAUGUGAUAAGAUGCGCAGACUGAUAGUCUCAGAUGCGGAAGCAACUGAGAUUCGUCCUCCACCACCCGGAAUGAGGCGAGUCACUACGCCACCACGAGGACUUAGAGAGUGCAUUGGGAAUUGGGCAUUCCAAUUUGGGGAGAAAAGGUGCCGUGACCUGGAUGGGAGUGAGGUUUAGGGGGGUAAGUGUAACGGUAGCCAGCUGUUAUGUGCUGUGCAGUGUGUGUAAACCUCACUCCCCUUACCUCAAGAGGCGCACUUGCGACUGAUGCUAGGGGCUGUAGCCUUUAGCCUCCUUGUUAGCAUGCCCGCCUCCCAUGCCGGAGAUGCCAGUUCAAAUCCCGUUCGGAGGACCGGUUACACAACAUACAUAGGACCUGUGAACAAACUAAAGAAACGUAUACUAUCAAUCAUGUACUCAAAAUGGCCAAAUGUCCAAGUUGUAGCUGAUUUUUAAGGACUUGUUUGAAAAGGCUUUUGGUUAAAAUCUAUAUACAGAAAAUUAUAAUUAUUCAGAAUUUCUAGAUUAAAAAUCUAUAGAGUAAGCAAUCAAGGUGCUGUAAGAACCUAACAUGACCUGCAAAGGUGUUGCUGCAGAAUUUUCUUUUUACCCUUUUUAAACAAUGGCACAGUCAUUAUUUAAUUAUUUUAAAUGUGCAAAAGUCAUUAUUUAUUAUUACUAUUUAAAUCUUUGUUCCUCAGCUUGCACCAAGAAAUGUUUGUGGACAAAACCUGUGUUAACAAUGCAUUAUGAUAAGCCAGAGAAAAGCGCAUGUGUCUGACCUCUCUCUUCUCUCGCAGAAACUCGAAUGUAGUCUUAUCCUGAGUCAUUAAACACUUUAUCAAUUCCAUGCCGUCUUUUCCUAGUUGAAAAAUAAAUAAAUUAUUCUGACUGUUUUUAACAAAUGAAUUCAUAUGCUAUUCAACAAUAUAAAUCUAAGCAGAAUUUUG
Messenger RNA from Myxocyprinus asiaticus (Chinese sucker), 3451 nucleotides. Its product is annotated as actin-binding protein WASF3-like. Bases 100 to 1584 code for a protein of 494 amino acids. The record is from RefSeq and is a predicted model, not a curated record. Gene Ontology annotation, molecular function: protein kinase A regulatory subunit binding; actin binding; Arp2/3 complex binding. NCBI's taxonomy places the organism in Eukaryota, Metazoa, Chordata, Actinopteri, Cypriniformes, Catostomidae. The transcript is spliced from 9 exons. Gene Ontology annotation, biological process: actin cytoskeleton organization; positive regulation of Arp2/3 complex-mediated actin nucleation. Gene Ontology annotation, cellular component: cytoskeleton.